Messenger RNA from Cinclus cinclus, 1534 nucleotides. RefSeq names its product mitochondrial ribosomal protein S30 (gene MRPS30). Gene Ontology annotation, cellular component: mitochondrion; ribosome; mitochondrial large ribosomal subunit. The coding region runs from base 1 to 1362 and encodes 453 amino acids. Gene Ontology annotation, biological process: translation. Gene Ontology annotation, molecular function: structural constituent of ribosome. Lineage: Eukaryota; Metazoa; Chordata; Aves; Passeriformes; Cinclidae. The transcript is spliced from 5 exons. The record is from RefSeq and is a predicted model, not a curated record.
AUGGCGUCGCUGAGGGCUCGGCGGCUGCUGGGGCCCGGCCGGCGCUGGUUCUCGGAGACGGUGCCCGGCUCCCCCUCGCCGCCCGCCAACCCUCUCUACCCACCUGUGGAGGCGUCCAUCACGGCCAAGAGCAAAGCGGCCAAGUCGCGACGCCUGCAACGCUUCAACCAGCGGGUGCACGCGGCGGCCACGGUGGAGGAGAAGCUGCGGCUGUACGGGAAGCUGCAGCGACCCAAGUACACGGUGUACCCGCAGACCUUCGCCCUAAACGCCGACCGCUGGUACCGCAGUUUCACAAAAACCGUCUUAGUGCCGGGGAUGCCCCCGAGAGCCGCGGCCGCGAAACCCCCGGUAGCGACGGCGGGAGCGACCGCCGAGGCCGGAAGAGCCCCGGAGCCGGGAGCGGAGGCGCCGGGGGCGGCGGAGGCGCCGGGGGCCGCGAAAACUCCGGAGCCUGCGGCGGGGGCGGCGUCGUAUUUGGAUGUAGGCGAGCUGCGCUCUCUCGCUUGCGAUGCCCUUCUCCAGGAGAGUUUCUACCAGAACAAGAAGCGGCCGUUCCUCUACCGUGACCAGGAUCACACUCCCGGCCCUUUCCUUACGCAGCUCGUCUCCACCCUCGCCGCUUCCCUGUCUGGUCGCAACCCACUGCUGGCUGCUUCCUCCCUCGAUCUAAACCCUGAAGUUAACUAUUACUGGCAUCAUGGUGAGGAAGUUGUUGCUCAUGGACAUCGAAAGGGCAGAGUUGAUCCUGUGCGAUUCCAAAUAGAUGAUAACCCACACCUCCAGAUCCGUGUACCAAAGCAGCUUCCUGAGGUUGUACCCCUGGAGUCAGAUCUUGGAGAAGUUCCUGUUAUUGAUCACAAGCCAUCCAAACUGCCAUUGUUCAAAAAACAGUAUGAAAAUAAGGUAUUUAUAGGAUCGAAGGUGGCAGAUCCCUGCUGUUAUGGACACACCCAGUUUCAUCUCCUUCCUGACAAACUGAAGCGGGAGAGAUUCAUAAGAGAACGUCUUGAGGAUCAGAUCGAAGUUGUUUAUCGAUCAAAUGGAAUUGCAAGUCUCUUUGCCUGGACAGCAGCGCAAGCAAUGUAUCAGGGAUUCUGGAGUGAAGCAGAUGUGACCCGUCCUUUUGUAUCACAGGCAGUAGUGACUGAUGGAAAAUAUUUUGCUUUCUUUUGUUACCAGCUAAAUACUUUAGCACUAACUGCAGAAACUAUUAAAAACAACCCUCGAAAGAAUAUCUGUUGGGGUACAGACAGUAAACCAUUGUACGAUAUUGUUGAAGAUGGUAACGUGAAAGGCUUUAAUGAUGAAGUUCUGCUUCAGUUGGUUCAUUUUCUACUAAACAGACCAAAAGAGUUGUAAACCAUUAAACCACAAAUCAAGUAUGUUCCUGAACUUCAUUGUGACUCCAUGAAGUAUGGGCUAUGCUACGCCUUGAUUUGUCUAGCAAACACUAUAUGCAUAUUUUAUUUUAUUUGGGCCUUCUUUCUUUUAUAAUGUAUACUGUACACUGGCAAAUAAAUGGCUAGAAUAC